AUGAGUGCCUCUCGACUGCGACCUGCCAUUGGCAACGGCGUUGGUCUCGCUAUCACAUGCAGGAACGUGUCGGCUCGACGGUUUUCGACCAGGCCGGCUCUACAGCAAGAGAUCCGGGAUGCUUACAUUCUAAGUGCCUCGAGAACGCCCACAGCUAAAUUCAAUGGCUCCUUCACGACCGUACCGGCGCCGAAGCUCGGCGCCGUAGCAAUCAAAUCCGCCAUCGAGAAAUCCCGAGUACCCGUCGAGAAAAUUACCGAUGUUUAUAUGGGAAAUGUCCUCCAAGGUUCCGUUGGACAGGCUCCGGCUCGGCAAGCAGCCGUUUUCGCCGGUCUGCCGACCUCCGUCGAGGCCAUUACCAUCAACAAGGUCUGCGCAUCUGGACUCAAGGCCGUCGCAUUCGCCGCCCAAAACAUCCAGCUGGGCUUAGCUGAGGCACAAGUUGCGGGCGGUAUGGAGAACAUGACCCGUGUGCCCUACUAUGUCCCGCGAGCCAGUAGCAUGCCGCCAUUCGGUCAUAUCAAGAUGGAGGAUGGUUUGAUCAAGGACGGCCUCACGGACGUGUACGACCAAUUUCACAUGGGCAACUGCGCCGAGAACACUGCUAAGAAAUACGAAGUCACGAGGGAGAUGCAAGAUCAAUAUGCGAUUCAAUCAUAUCAACGAGCGCAAGCGGCAUGGAAAGAGAAGGCUUUUGCAGACGAGAUUGCGCCGGUCACAGUACCGGGCAAAAAGGGUGACACGGUGAUCGACACAGACGAGGGCUUCUUGGAUGUUAAACUGGAGAAGGUGCCAACGCUGAAGCCGGCUUUCAUUCGUGAUGGUACCGGCACAGUUACUGCCGCCAAUUCGUCAACCCUGAACGAUGGCGCGAGUGCGCUUGUGCUUGGAAGCAAGGCGAUCGCGCAGGAGUAUGGAUCUGGCUCAAGGGUUUUGGCGCGCAUCUGUGGCUCUGCAGAUGCUGCUGUCGACCCCAUUGACUUCCCCAUCGCGCCCGCAAAGGCCGUACCCAUCGCUCUUGAGAGAGCCGGGAUCACCAAAGAUCAAGUCGCCAUCUGGGAGUUCAACGAGGCCUUCGCUGCAGUUAUCAAGGCCAACGAGAAGAUACUCGGCCUCGAGGGCGCAAAGGUCAAUCCUCUUGGUGGUGCAAUUUCUUUGGGCCACGCCCUUGGUAGCUCAGGCUCCAGAAUUCUGGUCACAUUGCUUCAUCAGCUCAAGCCUGGUGAGUAUGGUGUGGCAGCAAUCUGCAACGGCGGUGGUGCGGCGUCUGCUAUGGUGGUGCAAAGGAUAGAGUCUGUAUGA
This is a messenger RNA of Phaeoacremonium minimum UCRPA7, 1302 nucleotides long. Its product is annotated as putative acetyl- acetyltransferase protein. NCBI's taxonomy places the organism in Eukaryota, Fungi, Ascomycota, Sordariomycetes, Togniniales, Togniniaceae. The coding region runs from base 1 to 1302 and encodes 433 amino acids. The record is from RefSeq and is a predicted model, not a curated record. Gene Ontology annotation, molecular function: acetyl-CoA C-acetyltransferase activity. The transcript is spliced from 3 exons. Gene Ontology annotation, biological process: fatty acid beta-oxidation.